Messenger RNA from Cannabis sativa, 582 nucleotides. RefSeq names its product receptor-like protein 9DC3. NCBI's taxonomy places the organism in Eukaryota, Viridiplantae, Streptophyta, Magnoliopsida, Rosales, Cannabaceae. Gene Ontology annotation, molecular function: protein binding. The coding region runs from base 1 to 582 and encodes 193 amino acids. The record is from RefSeq and is a predicted model, not a curated record. The transcript has a single exon.
AUGGGACACAAUAUGAGUGAAAGUAAGAAUCACAAUAUAAGAACUAAGAUGAUUCCAAAGGUGAUUGGUAAGCUCAACUCACUCAAAGGCCUCAAUUUUUCUCAUAACAAGCUUGUUGGUAAAUCUAAAUGGUUAGAUCUCUCCUCAAAUGAGCUUAACGGAAUGAUUCCAUGGCAAUUGGCUGCAAAUCUAAAUCAGCUUGAAUUUUUAAACCUUUCAGUGAACAAAUGGGUGGGGCCAAUACCUCACGGCCCACAAUUCAAUACAUUCAAUGAAGAUUCAUAUAAUGAAAAUUCGGGCUUAUGUGGAUUUCCACUAAUCUCUAAAUCAUGCAACGAAGUCAAAACAUCAUCAUCAACUACUUUUCACCAAGAAGAGAAGGGAUUAUUUAAUUGGAAAAUUGUGUUGAUGGGAUAUGGAAGCGGAAUGGUUAUCGGUAUUUCAGUGGGAUACAUGGUGAUUACAGAUACAAUCAUUGAUGGGUUAAUUGAAACGGUGAAAGGAGAACAGUACUGGUUUUGUUUGGCAAAAAGAUCAAAGCGGAAUGCUCGUCAAAAUGGUAGAAUUCGAAGAAGACAUUAG